ACCAUUAACCCUAAUUAGCCGAACAGGUGUCGUACAAAACUCUGAAACUAGAUCUACAGAUCUCUCGAGCUCACGAUCUCCCCCAAUCCCACAGGGAGAUUUGAAGAUGGUGUCAGACGCUAGCAAGAAGAAGGCUGCUCAGAAGAAAGCUGCUGCCGCCGCGAAAAGAGGCGGUAAAGCUGCAGCCGCUUCUAAAUCGGCCGGUACUUCUUCCAAUGGAGCUGAUAACUUGUCGAGUGGUGUCGAAGCCCUUCAAAUCUCUGAUCGGACGUGCACCGGAAUUCUCUGCUCGCAUCCUCAAUCAAGGGAUAUUCGGAUAGAAUCUCUGUCUGUCACGUUUCAUGGUUACGACCUCAUUGUGGAUUCAAUGUUGGAGCUUAACUAUGGAAGACGUUACGGUCUGCUUGGGUUGAAUGGUUGUGGAAAGUCCACACUUUUAACUGCAAUUGGACUCAGGGAGUUGCCGAUUCCUGAUCACAUGGAUAUCUAUCAUCUCUCCCACGAGAUUGAAGCUACUGACAUGACUUCCCUUGAGGCUGUUAUGAGCUGUGACGAGGAGAGGUUGAAGCUGGAGAAGGAAGUUGAAACUCUGAUUGAGCAGGAUGAUGGAGGGGGAGAGCGUCUUGAUACUAUCUAUGAGCGGUUAGAAGCCAUGGAUGCUUCAACCGCAGAGAAGCGUGCUGCUGAAAUUCUGUUUGGUCUUGGUUUCGACAAGGAAAUGCAGGCCAAGAAAACUAAAGAUUUCUCUGGUGGCUGGAGGAUGAGAAUUGCAUUAGCAAGAGCACUCUUCAUAAUGCCAACGAUCCUUUUGCUUGAUGAGCCGACAAAUCAUUUAGAUUUGGAAGCUUGUGUCUGGUUAGAGGAGAGUCUGAAGAAUUUUGACCGCAUCCUUGUUGUGGUAUCCCACUCACAGGAUUUCUUGAAUGGAGUCUGUACAAACAUCAUCCACAUGCAAAGCAAACAGCUCAAGUACUACACUGGUAACUUUGAUCAGUAUUGCCAGACCCGUUCUGAACUAGAAGAGAACCAGAUGAAACAAUACAGAUGGGAGCAGGAGCAGAUUUCUCACAUGAAGGAGUACAUUGCUCGGUUUGGUCACGGAUCAGCCAAACUUGCUCGUCAGGCACAGAGUAAGGAGAAAACAUUGGCAAAGAUGGAGAGAGGUGGGCUCACAGAAAAGGUCGCCAGGGAUAGCGUUCUCGUUUUCCGUUUCGCUGAUGUCGGGAAGCUUCCACCGCCAGUGCUUCAGUUUGUGGAAGUCUCUUUCGGGUACACACCUGACUACCUCAUAUACAAAAACCUCGACUUUGGUGUCGACUUGGACUCGAGGGUUGCACUUGUUGGACCCAAUGGAGCUGGAAAGAGUACUCUUUUGAAGCUCAUGACUGGUGACUUGCACCCUACUGAAGGAAUGGUUCGGCGUCACAACCACUUGAAGAUUGCUCAGUACCAUCAGCAUCUGGCUGAGAAGCUAGACCUGGAAUUGCCUGCACUUCUCUACAUGAUGCAGGAGUUCCCUGGUAACGAGGAGGAGAAGAUGAGAGCUGCGAUUGGUAGGUUUGGUCUAACAGGAAAGGCCCAGGUUAUGCCGAUGAAGAAUCUAUCUGACGGACAGAGGAGCCGUGUGAUAUUCGCAUGGUUGGCUUAUAAGCAGCCUAACAUGCUUCUGUUGGAUGAGCCGACUAACCAUUUGGACAUUGAGACAAUCGACUCUCUCGCUGAGGCGUUGAACGAGUGGGAUGGUGGUUUGGUUCUGGUGAGUCACGACUUCAGGCUGAUUAACCAAGUGGCUCAUGAGAUAUGGGUGUGUGAGAAACAAUGCAUAACCAAAUGGAACGGUGACAUUAUGGACUUUAAGAAGCACCUCAAGGCUAAAGCUGGACUUGAAGAUUGAAUGUAGAGUCAAGUUUCUCUCCUCUUUUAAGGAAAGAAAAGGAAAAGACUCUAUUGGGUCAUGCCUCGGCUCGGACCUAUGGCAAGAAGGGCGACCGACCGCCCUUCAUUUCUUAGGCCUGCACUUUGCUCUUUUUUUUUUUUUUUUUACUAUUUGUUUGUGAUCGUUUUUUUGAAGGCGAAAGAGAGACAUGGAAAAAGUAAUAUUUUUGGUGGUAUUGUAGAAUCUUUAAUUUUCUCAAAGACAGAUGUUGACGAUUAUGAUAUUAUUUUAAUAUUAAAGCGAAAAUAGUUUCGUA
Messenger RNA from Eutrema salsugineum, 2192 nucleotides. RefSeq names its product ABC transporter F family member 1. Gene Ontology annotation, molecular function: ATP binding; ATP hydrolysis activity. The record is from RefSeq and is a predicted model, not a curated record. NCBI's taxonomy places the organism in Eukaryota, Viridiplantae, Streptophyta, Magnoliopsida, Brassicales, Brassicaceae. Bases 107 to 1894 code for a protein of 595 amino acids. The transcript is spliced from 5 exons.